Messenger RNA from Oryzias latipes (Japanese medaka), 957 nucleotides. It is a transcript of the gene bricd5, whose product is annotated as BRICHOS domain containing 5. The record is from RefSeq and is a predicted model, not a curated record. Lineage: Eukaryota; Metazoa; Chordata; Actinopteri; Beloniformes; Adrianichthyidae.
ACUGCAGCGCUGGUCAUGACUGCAGCUCCGCGCUGAAAGCCGCCAGACGGGAGCAGACAGCGAGGAGCCGCCCCGGGACUCAGGAUGGCGAGGUGCUGGACGCGGUCGGAGGAGGAGGUGGAGGAGGAGCGGUGCGCGGACGGGGGCCCGUCCCACUUCCGACAACACAAGGCGUUCUGGGUCGGCCUCUCCGCCCUCCUGCUGCUGGUCGUCGUCGCUCUGGGACUGGUCGUCCCCCUCCGGCUGUCCCAGCCCCCCUCUCAGCUUUUGCAGGUUGUGAGGAUCUCGGCUCCGGAUCCGGCCGGAGCUCCGCUCAACCAGUCAGCGGUUGUGGACCAGCAGAACGACCUUGUGACCUUUUCUGUGACCUCUCCGGCAAAUCAGACGUCCACCGUGCUCUUUGACGUCAAACACGGUUGGAUUUGUUACAAGCCGGCCAAUCAGGAGAGCUGCUUCCUGCAGGAGAUGGAGCAGUCCGACUACGACAACGUGAACUCGCUCUUCCAGGACCCGUCGCUCCAGAGGCACUUCCAGCUCCCUGCGAACCGGACGCAGAGGCAGACGGAGUUCCUGGGAGUGCUGACCGGCGCUCGGGUGAACACCUCCUCGCUGGAGGAGCCCCUCAGGGCUCUGUGUCGGGGCGGGCCGGUCCACUGGACCCGCAAGGCCGACGGUCCCAGCAAACAGCGGCUGGUUUACUUCUGCAUCGACAUCUGCUUUCCCAGCAACAUCUGCGUCUCCGUGUGCUUCUACUACCUGCCCGAGUGACGCCGCUGCCUCCCUGCAAAGCUAAACUUUUCCCUUUUCUUCUGCUUCUCCUCCCCAAAAAUCCAUCAACCUUCCUGGUUCCCUGUCCAUCCUGAGAACCAGCUAGUCAAGCUGUCAACUUUCCUCCUCUCUGGUGACUUUUUGUACUCACAAUGUUAUGAUGUUUUGUCAAAUAAAAUGUACACUGUU